Messenger RNA from Erythranthe guttata (spotted monkey flower), 1708 nucleotides. RefSeq lists its product as uncharacterized. The record is from RefSeq and is a predicted model, not a curated record. Lineage: Eukaryota; Viridiplantae; Streptophyta; Magnoliopsida; Lamiales; Phrymaceae.
UGCCGCCACUCACCGCUCACGGAAUCCCAAUCCAAUAGAACAAGGAGAAAACCGUAAAUAUAGAUAAAAUAAAGGACCAAAGAGUAAAUACAUAAACCGCGUCAAGGUCGGUCACCUCCUCGCCUAUAUAUACCCCCUACAGCCCAUUAAAUCAUUGUUAAUUUUUCCUUCAGCGAUUCCAGAUCGAAAAAUUUCUCUCUCUUCGUCGCUGAAACCCUAACCCUAAGUCCGCCGCGAGAGAGAUCUGAGAUUCUCUUUCAUCUAGAUCCGUCACCCCCCACCGUAUUUCUUUUCUGGAAAUUUGUAACCCACAAUCGUAAAGGGUUCAUAGCGAAUUACUGGGCAUUUUUUUGAAUUUGUUUUCGGGAAAAAUCUUCGAUUCGAUCUUGAAGAUAUGUCUCGGUGCUUUCCGUACCCGCCACCUGGGUAUACUCUGAGCGGCGACGGGAAAGAGGCCUUGAUCGAAUCGAUUAAGAUCCAAAAGGAUAAGGUGAAAUCCGAGGAACGGAAGAAAGACAGGAAAAGGGAGAAGAAAGAGAAAAAGAAAGAGAAGAAACAAAAAUCGACUCACAAGGACAAUGAAAAGAAUCACGAAAAGUCCCUCAAUGUUGCCCACGGUCACAUUGACAAAAAAUCUCGGGCAGCAGCAGCUGAUGUAAAAGGUCAGUCUCUCCUCCAAAAGGUCAGCAAAGCCGAAGCUGACCAAUUGGAGAGAAGCAGUCUGACCGAAGAGCGUGGUAAGCCUGUGGUGCUUCCCAGCACUUCAGCAGACAGCACCGAGAAUAGCAACAAGAGGAAGAGGCAAUCUUCUCCGUUGGAUUGUGCACGUGCUCCUGGUAAAAUUAUCCGGAUCAAACUGUCUUCCAAGAAUCAGAACCCGUCUCCUAUUGAUGCUUCAGUCAAUGAACAACAACAGACGCAGACGUGUUCUACCUCCGGAAGGCCAAGUUUUCCUUCCUUUAAUAAAGAUGAGGUUGUUUUCAGACAAAGGACUGAGGAUUUAUCAUCUUGCACAUUAAAAGCUCAAAUCCCUGUGAUUGGUAGAGAUCCGAUUUGCUCAAGUUCACAGCAAAUUGAGCAUGUUCCCGUGCAGAAAAUGCCAGUACCUUCGGUUACGACUCCAAUGCAGAGAAGUGCAUUAGUGACUGGUAAAGAUAUUUGUUCGAUUCCAAAGCCAAUUGAGCCUGUGCAGAAAACGCCAGCUCCACAUCUCUCUAGGGUGCAGAGAAAUGCAUUACGGUAUAAAAAUCUAACGGAGAUGUGGGCCCCACCUCAGUUGGAGUUUGCAUUGCCCGAAGAUACAGACGAUGUGGAUUGGCUGUUUAAGGGCAAGAAGAAUCAAGAAGGCAUCUCUUCGGAGAAGAGAUGUUGUAGUACAUCUGUAAACGAUGCCAAAUCAUGCUCGAGCAGCUCGAUAAUGUGGCCUCCUCGUGCACAGUACUUGCAAGAAGUCGAUAUUUACGCGUUGCCUUAUACUAUUCCCUUUUAGAGGAACUAAUGGAGCAGAGUGAUGCUACUAUCUUGGUGCUUGCUGCUGCCGCCGCCUAGGGAUUUUUGUAGGUUUUUUUUUUGUCCUUGGGUUGAGGGAGUAAGGAUUAGGAAUACAAUACUGUUUUGUUAGUGUAGUCUGAUAUAAUUGUGAUUGUAAGUACGAUUUCAUGUUCUAUAAACGAAUUCCUAUUGAUGAUUAUGUUUUAUUUGUAGCCUU